AUGCUCAUUCUAGAGGACAACGAUGUGCUGCGUAGUGAAAUGGAAGACUUCUCGAACGAAGGUGUUUCUGCCCGUGAAAUCCUUGCUACUGCCUUCAGGGCAAUUCAUCAAACAACAGUGAUCAUGAUCCAAACGAGGGAUGCGAUUCUUAAACUAGUCCACAAUAUCCUAGAAGGAAGAGAAAAUGCUGCCCAACAAACUGAUUCCGUCUACGAGGAAGAAUUAUUCACUCGACAAAAGGAGCAAGCUCUUCGGCAAUCGUUUGAAGAGAUCCAAUCAAGCAGUAAAAUGUAG
Molecule: messenger RNA, 294 nt
Organism: Haemonchus placei
Lineage: Eukaryota; Metazoa; Nematoda; Chromadorea; Rhabditida; Trichostrongylidae
Source: the annotation of a GenBank genome assembly